This is a messenger RNA of Castor canadensis (American beaver), 2171 nucleotides long. RefSeq names its product butyrylcholinesterase (gene Bche). Lineage: Eukaryota; Metazoa; Chordata; Mammalia; Rodentia; Castoridae. The record is from RefSeq and is a predicted model, not a curated record. Gene Ontology annotation, molecular function: acetylcholinesterase activity. Gene Ontology annotation, cellular component: plasma membrane. Gene Ontology annotation, biological process: acetylcholine catabolic process; choline metabolic process.
AGUGCCUUCCAAUUUACAGGCUGGAGCAGCAGCUGCAUCCUGCAUUUCCCUCAAGUGUUACAUGACUUCCACUCCUUCCAAACUUCAUCAUCUGUUUUUUUGCAGACAGUCGGAAACCAAUAUGCAAAGCACACGUACAAUCACAGGUCUCCAGUUUCUCUUGUGGAUUCUUUUGCUCUGUCUGCUCAUCAAAAAUUCCCACACUGAAGAAGAUGUAAUAAUUACAACCAAGACAGGAAAAGUCAGAGGGAUGAACUUGUCGGUUCUUGGUGGCACAGUAACAGCCUUUCUUGGAAUUCCCUAUGCACAGCCACCACUUGGUCGACUUCGAUUCAAAAAGCCACAACCCAUGACCAAGUGGUCCGAAGUUUGGAAUGCUACACAAUUUGCAAAUUCAUGCUAUCAGAACAUAGAUCAAAGUUUCCCAGGCUUCCGUGGAUCAGAAAUGUGGAAUCCAAACACAAACCUUAGUGAAGACUGCUUAUACCUGAAUGUUUGGACUCCUGCACCUCAACCAAAAAACGCCACUGUAAUGAUAUGGAUCUAUGGUGGUGGCUUUCAAACUGGAACAUCUUCUUUACCUGUUUAUGAUGGCAAGUUUCUGGCUCGGGUUGAAAGAGUUAUUGUAGUUUCAAUGAAUUACAGAGUGGGUGUUCUAGGAUUCUUAGCCUUACCAGGCAAUCCUGAGGCUUCAGGGAACAUGGGCUUAUUUGAUCAACAGAUGGCCCUUCAGUGGGUCCAGAAAAAUAUAGCAGUUUUUGGUGGGAAUCCUAAAAGCAUAACUCUCUUUGGAGAAAGUGCUGGAGCAGCUUCAGUUAGUCUUCAUUUGCUUUCUACUAAAAGCCACUCUCUGUUUACGAGAGCCAUUCUACAAAGUGGAUCCUCUAAUGCCCCUUGGGCUGUAAUGUCUCCCUAUGAAGCUAGGAAUAGAACAUUGACCCUAGCUAAAUUUAUUGGUUGUUCUAGAGAGAAUGAGACUGAGACAUUAAAAUGCCUUCAAAAAAAAGAUCCCCAGGAAAUUCUUCUGAAUGAAGUAUUAGUUCUUCCUUAUGAUACUCUCUUGUCAGUAAACUUCGGUCCAACUGUGGAUGGUGAUUUUCUUACUGAAAUGCCACACACACUUCUACAACUUGGACAAUUCAAAAAAACCCAGAUAUUGGUGGGUGUUAAUAAAGAUGAAGGGACAGCUUUUCUAGUAUAUGGUGCUCCUGGUUUCAGCAAAGAUAACAAUAGCAUCAUAACUAGAAGGGAAUUUCAAGAAGGUUUAAAAAUAUUUUUCCCAGGAGUGAGUGAAUUUGGAAAAGAAUCAAUCCUCUUCCACUAUGCUGACUGGGUAGAUGAUCAUAGACCCGAAAAUUACCGAGAGGCCUUGGAUGAUGUUGUUGGGGACUACAACAUCAUAUGCCCUGCCUUGGAGUUUACCAAGAAGUUCUCAGACUUGGGAAACAAUGCCUUUUUCUACUAUUUUGAACACCGGUCCUCCAAAAUUCCUUGGCCAGAAUGGAUGGGAGUGAUGCAUGGCUAUGAAAUUGAAUUUGUCUUUGGUUUACCUCUGGAAAGAAGAGUUAAUUACACAAGAGCUGAGGAAAUUUUGAGUAGAUCUAUAAUGAAAUGCUGGGCAAAUUUUGCCAAAUAUGGACAUCCAAAUGGGACCCAGAGCAAUAGCACAGGAUGGCCAGUCUUCAAAAGUACUGAACAAAAAUACCUAUCCUUGAACACAGAGUCACCAAGAAUACACAUGAAACCACGUACUCAACAGUGCCGAUUCUGGAAGUUAUUUUUUCCCAAAGUCUUGGAAAUGACAGGAAAUAUUGAUGAAGCAGAGCAAGAGUGGAGAGCAGGAUUCCAUCGCUGGAACAAUUACAUGAGGGACUGGAAAGAUCAAUUUAACGAUUACACUAGCAAGAAAGAGAGCUGUAUGGUCUCUAAUUAAUAGAUUUACCCUUUAUAGAUGUUCAUUUUCCUUUAAAUGAAGGCAAAAUAUCAGUAGCUCUCUCCACACCUCCUAGGAAAGCUAUUAUGUAGCUGAAACAAAAAUGCCAGCAGGAAAAUAUCGAUCUCUCACAUCUUUCACUUAGCAUUUUACCUAGCAUUUCAAAACUCAAAUAGCUAGAACAUGUUUAAUUAAAUUUCACAAUAGAAAGUCAGACAAUUAAUUAUAUGCAUAUUAA